CCUAGCGGCCACCAUGGCGGCGCCGCCGCCGCAGGCGAUCCCGGACGAUCUCGUCGAAGAGAUCCUCCUCCUCCUCCCGCCCGACGAGCCGGCCUGGCUCCUCCGCGCGUCGCUCGUCUGCAAGACCUGGAGGGGAAUAGUCUCCCACCGCGUCUUCCGCCGCCGCCUCCACGAGCUCCACGGCGCACCCCCUGUCCUCGGCUUUCUCCACAACUGGGACGACGAGCUCAUCCCCCGCUUCAUCCCCACCACCGCCUCAUCCUUGUCCCUCGCCGCUCCCCGUCGUCACUUGUGGCGGGCCAUCGACUGCCGCCACGGCCGCGCCCUCUUCAUCUCCGACCCCGAGGACGAUGGUGCGCAGGAACUCCUCCUGUGGGAGCCAAUCACGGGCUUCCGGCAGCGCGUACCGGUGCCCGAGGCGUACGAGAGGACCAUAUUCCAGCCGAGCGCGGCCGUGUUGUGCGCGGCGGACGGGUGCGGCCACCGUGACUGCCUCGGGGGUCCUUUCUGCCUGGUCUUUGUCUUCUCCGUCGAGGACCUCGACACAGACGAGGAGGAGUAUGUCACGUCGGCGUGUGUAUACUCGUCGGAGACCGGCGCGUGGGGCGAGCUGACCUCGAUGCGUGUCGAGUUUUUGAUAGACUAUACAUAUUAUUCGAGGGUGCUCGUGGCGAGGUCUCUGGUGUAUUUCAUGGGCACCGGUGGUUCGAUCCUGGAGUACGAUUUUGCAAGGCACGACCUGGAUGUGUUCGAACCACCGGACUCUGAUGUACCAUACUCCGAGAUAUUUAACCUCAUUCUGAUGGAGGACGGUGGACUGGGAGUUAGCCAGUCGUUGGAUUCACAUCUCAAAUUAUGGUCAAGGGAGGUAGCAACUAACGGAACUGAUGAUGCACGAUGGGUGCUAAGCCGGGUCAUUGACCUGAAAAUUUUGCUUCCAAUGCGUGCUCUCGCUCGUGCAGAUUAUAGUCUGCUUGUGCUGGGUUUUGCCGAGGAAGCAAAUGUCAUUUUUGUUAACACGGUUACUGGCCUCUUCACCAUUGAGCUACACUCGGAGCGGGCGAGGAAGGUAUGCGAUGAUCAUGGUUUCUGUAAUUUGGUUCCAGUUGUCGGCUUCUACACUCCACGUUCUAGGCAGGAAGCACUCAGAGCUGAACAACAUCACGACCUGCUGCCACCACUGAACAUUACUGAAGAGGUGGGUGGUGAGGAGGAGGAUAAAAACCUACAGUGGGCGCGAAAGCUGUUUGAUAAGUGGUGCAAGGACAUCGAAGAGGGGGGCUUUGGCAACACCACUGACUUUUCCAGCCACACCCUCGAGUUCAGGGUUCCACUACCUCCGGAGCGUGCUAGCACAUUUUACAGAUGUGGACGCGCCUUUCUUCACAAAGCUAGAAAGGCAACCAAUCAUUCCAGAAAUGGUUCAAAGAGUUCAUCAAAUGAAGAAUCAAUCAGAAGUACGGCUACAGCCAGCAAAGACGAUACUGAGGUCUCAGAGGUCUUUGGUAGCAAUGUUGAGCAAGCACCUGCAGAGAAUGUUGAUUCUGAAGAAGGGAAAAACUUGAACGGCAAAGAUCAGGAGGAUGGGAACGCAGCAGGCGGUGGUGACGAUUCUGAUUUGGAUAUGGCCUGGAAAAUGUUGAAUGUUGCAAGAGCUAUAGUUACCAAGAACCCUGGCAUGACAAUGGAGAAAUUUAAUAUAUUUCUUGCUCUAGCUGAAGUCUGCAAGAAAAGAGGGGACUGGGACAACACAAUUGGUUACUACUUCAAAGCUUUCGCCAUCUUGGAGCAUUUGGUUAGGCCUGACAAUAUUCGGAUUGUUGACAUAAAUGCCCGCAUAUGUGUGGCCUUCGAGUUAGCAUCCAAGGUUAGGGAUGCAAUCCCAUAUUGUGAAAAGUCUAUUUCAGUAUGCAAGUCACGUAUACAGAAUCUGAAAAAUGCCAAGGAAGAUUUGUUGGCUGAUAAUGAUGUUUACACAUCUGCUGCUGAAGGAAGCUCAGGAAAUCGCAGUCCAGAAGAUGAGAUAUCUUUUCUUACUGCAGUAUUGGCCCGACUUCAGAAGAAGCUUAAAGCACUGGAGCAAGCAAUGUCAACCCCAAGCCCUGGCGUAGAUAGGACUAUGAAGAGGGUUGUCUCAAUGGCGAGUCAGGAGCAGAAUGUCAAGAAUACUGUGGCAAGAGCUCCAGCAUUGACUUCUUCACAGAUGGCUGGAUCAAACCACAGCUUCCAUUCCCCAACUAUGUCUAUAGCAGCAACAGGAGGCAUUGGAAGUGGUGUAACUUACUUUGGGAUAUUUGGCACAGCCAUGAAACAGCUAAUGAAAAGUAUGAGCCUUCUCCAAAGAUUUUUGCAGCGGAUGGUUCACCAUCCAUGAAAGAAAUGUGAUUGCAGCUAGAUAGAACAUCCGGAACUGCCAAGAUAUGCCUGGAAUGUCCUAACAAGAUGUUACCAGUCCCUGUUCAUGUUCUCUCAAUGGUCAAUACUUAUCUGUUGAGUUGUAUAAAAGUGGGAAGAUAGAAGUUGCUGUCAUUCAACAUUUAAUCUGGUUACUAGAUAUUCGAUCUUAUCAUCAGUGCCUCUCUGCAGCGGGGUGCCUAUCCAUUGAUUUCUUGUUGUUUCCAGUAAUACAUUCACAUCACCUUCUGUUGUGGAUAUACAAGUUGUAUGUUGUGCUCCGCAAAACCUAUGUUGUUUAAACUUUACUGUGGUGUAUUGAUCUGUUAGAGGAGGUGGCCUUGUGUACAUAUCAGCUGUACUAAUAUCUUAGUCUGCUGCUAAUAAUGUGCAGCAAGUGCUAAGCUGAUAUGCACCAGAGAAUAACCGAAACGCCCAAGAUUGAA
Molecule: messenger RNA, 2840 nt
Organism: Hordeum vulgare subsp. vulgare (domesticated barley)
Lineage: Eukaryota; Viridiplantae; Streptophyta; Magnoliopsida; Poales; Poaceae
Exons: 6
Coding region: 14-2374 (786 amino acids)
Molecular function (GO): protein binding
Source: RefSeq, a predicted model, not a curated record